AUGGAUGACAUAGGGGAAAAUUUUAUGUUGCCUAAUGAAUAAAAUAAGGUGGAUUAUUUAUUGAUAUUUCCAUACAUUUUAAGUUUCUAUUUGGAAUAUACAUAUCAAGAUAUCAAGAAUAAAUAAAAACGACUGGAUAUCAUCAAGGGAACUGAGAUCAUUAGAGGGAAAGAAGUCGAAAUUAAAAAUAUUACAAGUCUUAUUUCAAUUUUAAAAGAGAUGGGAAUUGAUUAUUUAAAAGAGAAAAAUACUAAUAAAAUUUCCUUUAGAGAUGUUGAAAAUAUUUUAUUAAAAUUUAAGAAUAUAUAAUAAUGGAUUACUUUUGAAGUGAUCUAAUAGAUUUUGUAAUCAUUAAGUAAGGUCAUGUAAGUGGAUGAAAAGACACAGGAAGAAACAAGGAAAUUAAAGAUUCACAAAAUAAUUGAUUUUGUAGCAUUAAAAUUAUGUAUUCAUUAGAGUUGUCUUAAAAUUAAAAGAACAAAAAAGAAUCCUAAUUAAUCUUAGUUUCUGGAAGCAUUAGUGUUAUGGAAUUGCGCUUAAUUUGCUAAAUAUGCAGAAAAAUAAUUUUUGACUUUGAAAUUUUAGAGAUUUCUUAAUGAACAAUAUUAACAGAAAGAAUCAUUUGCUCGAUAAGAUAUGUAGAAGUGUAUGGAAAAAUUUUUCAAAAAAUCUUAUUAGUUAAUGCCUAAAAAGUAAAUAUAUGAAAUCAUUCAAUGUCAUCAUCUUUUUGCAGAUAAAAAUAUCGUAAAGAACAAUUCUAUUGAACGAGAAGACUUUAAAAACUCACUUCAUACUAUGAUAUGUACUGAUGGUUAUAAUAAGUUAAAAUAAUACGUCAAGAUCAUUUUUGAUGGAAUUACAAAGCAUACAACAACAACAAUAUAAUACCAAAAUUAUGGUAAAGACUUAGAUGCGGAGAGUAAUUAAGGUGGAAUAUCGUCUUAGAGGUAAUUAGGAGAUAGAUAAAAUACAUCAUAAUUAAACAUAUCAUAAUAAUAAUAAUAAAAAAAAGAAAAGGAAAAAGAAAAAGAAGUGAGUAGUGAAUCAAGUAGUAAUGAGGAAUAAGUUAUUACAGCAAAGCCUAGUCAAAAAUUUAAGACAGCAGUCAAAGCCAUUUAAUCAGGAAAUUUAAUAAUGAGAGAAAAAAAUGAAAGCAAAGAUAUAUUAAAAGCGUGUUUAAUGAUGGAUAGCUUUCUUAAGCGUUAAACUUAGAGAAUAAAGAACUACGUUAAAGUAUCCAAAUCUGUAAACAUUUCUGUAGUUAAAUCUGAUGUAAAGCAGUUAGAUAAAUCAUUAAUGGAAAUGGAUGAACAAAAGGAGUUAUUUGAUCCAUCCGAAAUGUUGAAUAGGAAAAGAUAAGAACAGAAAAUUAAAGAAACUCAUAACAUCAAAAAAGAAAAAGAAACUAAGAAUUGGGAGAAAAACAAUUUACCUUCGGAUAAGAAAUCGGAAGAAGAUAUAGAGGGAGUUAGUACUUAGGUUGAAUAGCCUAUAGAAAAUACGAAUGAACUCAAAUUCCCAGAUUCUAAGGAGAAGAGAAAAUUAAAUAGGUUUGAAGUAGCUAAUGAAUUGUAAAUGGUUUUAGGGAAAUCAAAUAGCGAUUUUGGACCAACUAAUUUUAAGCAAGCCAUCAGAUUAUAAUCAGCAAAUCAAAUUGUUUAACCUGUAAGAUUAUCUAAACAAUAUGAUGAACAAGAUCAUUUAGUAAUAAUAGAUGAAAGUGUUUUAGAAAAUUUAAUUAGACGUAAUUAAUAAUAAGAAAGAGUUAGGAAAUCGACUAGAGAUGACUGUCAAUGUUUAAUUUAUUGA
Messenger RNA from Paramecium tetraurelia, 1809 nucleotides. RefSeq lists its product as uncharacterized. NCBI's taxonomy places the organism in Eukaryota, Ciliophora, Oligohymenophorea, Peniculida, Parameciidae. The transcript has 3 exons. The record is from RefSeq and is a predicted model, not a curated record.